Molecule: messenger RNA, 2733 nt
Organism: Ochotona curzoniae (black-lipped pika)
Lineage: Eukaryota; Metazoa; Chordata; Mammalia; Lagomorpha; Ochotonidae
Gene: ADAMTS8
Product: ADAM metallopeptidase with thrombospondin type 1 motif 8
Exons: 9
Coding region: 1-2733 (910 amino acids)
Biological process (GO): extracellular matrix organization; proteolysis
Molecular function (GO): zinc ion binding; metalloendopeptidase activity
Source: RefSeq, a predicted model, not a curated record
AUGCUCCCCGCCGCCGCCCCCCGGUGGCCGCCUCUCCUGCUCCUGCUGCCACUGCUGUUGCCACCGCCGCUACAGCUCGCACGCGGUGCCCCGACCCGGUCCGGGGCUGGGGGUCAGGCCUCGGAGCUGGUGGUGCCCACGCGGUUGCCCGGCAGCGCCGGCGAGCUCGCGCUCCACCUGUCCGCCUUCGGCAAGGGCUUCGUGCUGCGCCUGGCGCCGGACGCCAGCUUCCUGGCACCCGAGUUCAAGAUCGAGAGGCUCGGGGGCACUGGUGGGGUGGCCGGGGACGAGCAAGGGCUGCGAAGCUGCUUCUUCUCCGGCACGGUGAAUGGGGAACCCGAGUCCCUGGUGGCCGUCAGCCUGUGCCGCGGGCUGAGCGGCUCUUUCCUGCUGGAUGGGGAGGAGUUCACCAUCGAGCCUCAGGGCUCAGGGAGCUCCCUGGCUCAGCCGCACCUCCUGCAGCGCUGGGAGGACCCCGGGCUCGCCGCGACCGCCGAGGCCAGUGCCCCGAGUCGAGAGCCCGAGUGGGAGGCGGAAACCGCAAAGGGCCGAGGACUGGAGAGGGGAGCCGGCGAAGAGAGGGAAGAGGAGGCCGAGGAGGAAGAGGAGGAGGAGGAGGAAGAGGAGGAGGUGGCCAAAGAAGGCGCAGAAAGCGCCCGCGAGCUGCCCCCGCCUCUGGGGGCCACAAGCAGGACCAAACGGUUUGUGUCUGAAGCUCGCUUCGUGGAAACGCUGCUGGUAGCCGACGCAUCCAUGGCUGCCUUCUAUGGCACCGACCUACAGAACCACAUCCUGACGCUGAUGUCAGUGGCCGCCCGCAUCUACAAGCACCCCAGCAUCAGGAACUCCAUCAACCUGAUGGUGGUCAAAGUGCUGAUAGUAGAAGACGAGAGAUGGGGCCCAGAGGUCUCGGACAACGGCGGCCUCACCCUGCGCAACUUCUGCAACUGGCAGCGGCGUUUCAACCAGCCCAGCGACCGGCACCCAGAGCAUUUCGACACGGCCAUCCUGCUCACUAGACAGAACUUCUGUGGGAAGGAAGGGCUGUGUGACACCUUGGGUGUGGCGGACAUCGGCACUAUCUGUGACCCCAACAAGAGCUGCUCUGUGAUCGAGGACGAGGGGCUCCAGGCUGCCUACACACUGGCCCACGAGCUGGGACACGUGCUCAGUAUGCCACACGAUGACUCAAAACCAUGCACACGGCUCUUCGGGCCCAUGGGCAAGCACCACAUGAUGGCGCCACUCUUCGUACACCUGAACAAGACGCUGCCCUGGUCUCCCUGCAGCGCCAUGUACCUCACCGAGCUCCUGGACAGCGGGCAUGGAGACUGCCUCCUAGAUGCCCCCACCUCGGCCCUGCCCCUCCCCACGGGCCUCCCAGGCCGCAGUGCCCUCUAUGAGCUGGACCAACAGUGCAAGCAGAUAUUUGGGCCCGGCUUCCGCCACUGCCCCAACACCUCUGCACAGGACAUCUGCUCCCAGCUGUGGUGCCACACCGACGGUGCCGAGCCCCUGUGCCACACCAAGAACGGCAGCUUGCCCUGGGCUGACGGCACAUCCUGUGGGCCUGGGCGGCUCUGCUGGGAUGGCCGCUGUCUGCCUGAGGAGGAGGUGGAGUGGCCCAAGGCCACGGUGGACGGAGGUUGGGCCCCAUGGGGACCUUGGGGAGAAUGCUCUCGGACAUGCGGAGGAGGCGUGCAGUUUUCACACCGUGAGUGCACAGAGCCUGAGCCUCAGAAUGGAGGAAGAUACUGCCUGGGCCGGAGAACCAGGUACCAAUCGUGCCACACAGAGGAGUGCCCCCCAGAUGGGAAAAGCUUCCGGGAGCAGCAGUGCGAGAAGUACAAUGCCUACAAUUACACUGACCUGGAAGGGAACCUGUUGCAGUGGGUCCCCAAGUAUGCAGGGGUGUCCCCCCGGGACCGCUGCAAGUUGUUCUGCCGAGCCCGAGGCAGGAGUGAAUUCAAAGUGUUUGAGGCCAAGGUGAUCGACGGUACUCUGUGUGGGCCAGAGACACUGUCCAUCUGCGUGCGCGGCCAGUGCGUCAAAGCUGGCUGUGACCACGUGGUGGACUCGCCUAGGAAGCUGGACAAAUGUGGGGUGUGUGGGGGCAAAGGCAACUCAUGCAGGAAGGUCUCCGGCUCCCUCAGCCCCUCCAGUUAUGGCUACAAUGACAUUGUCACCAUCCCAGCUGGUGCCACAAACAUUGAUGUGAAACAAAGAAGCCACCCAGGAGUACAGAAUGAUGGCAACUACCUGGCCCUGAAGACAGCUGACGGGCGGUACCUGCUCAAUGGCAAUCUGGCCAUCUCUGCCAUCGAGCAGGACAUCUUGGUGAAGGGGACCAUCCUCAAGUACAGUGGCUCCAUUGCUACCCUUGAGCGGCUGCAGAGCUUCCGGCCCCUACCUGAGCCUCUGACCGUGCAGCUGUUGACAGUCCCCGGGGAGGUCUUUCCCCCUAAAGUCAAAUACACCUUCUUUGUUCCUAAUGACAUGGACUUCAGCCUCCAGAACAGCAAAGAGAGAGCAACCAUCAACAUCAUCCAGCCACUGCUGCACACACAGUGGGUAUUAGGAGACUGGUCCCAGUGUUCUGCCACCUGCGGUGCUGGCUGGCAGCGGCGAACUGUGGAAUGUAGGGACCCCUCUGGCCAGGCCUCCACCACCUGUGACAAGGAUCUGAAACCUGAAGAUGCCAAGCCCUGUGGAAGCCAGCCGUGCCCUCUGUGA